This is a messenger RNA of Spodoptera littoralis (African cotton leafworm), 954 nucleotides long. Lineage: Eukaryota; Metazoa; Arthropoda; Insecta; Lepidoptera; Noctuidae. The record is from the annotation of a GenBank genome assembly.
AUGAAGACGUCUCCUCGAAACGCUGCAGGGAACACCACAAUGAGGAAAUAUUAUCAACUUAUUCUCGUCAUAGUAUGCUUUAUGAGCAUAAUUACUUUGCUCAUAUACCGCCAUGAGUACUACAGGCUGAGGUACGUGCUCGAAGUGUUGAAUUUCUUUGGCAAACCGGGCCUUUCUGAGAUCGAAUUCUGCGGCCCAGGUUUUAACGCGACUAUGUUAUCUGAGAUCCUUCGAAAUUCAUCGCUAGAAAUCCGCGAAACUCCGCCUCUCUUUCAGCAGAUUGACGAGAAUUUCUAUUCUUAUUCAUCCUUCUUGAGAUCUUAUCAGAAAUAUGAAAAAUUGACGCCAAUGCAUCCUCACAACAUUGACACUAUUGUCAUCGGCAAGGCGCACGUCCCACCUAAUUUCCGAUGCAAUAUUUGGCUAGAGAACACAGACAAACCUAAAGCAGGCAGGUUUAACUACAAAAUUGUGUCUGAACCCAUCAAUGAUUUCCGCUUAUACAUAUUCCAAUGUUCACUGAACAAGAACAUGGGAAAGCCCAAGGGAAUCAGCUUCUACAGUAAUGAUUAUAAUAUAAACCCAAUACAUGCACCAAUAAACAGAGUUAUUGAGGUGAACACUAAGAGAAAACCUAGGGAGAGAAGUAAUAUUAAGUUUGUGAAUAACAUUGAACCAGCUAUUUGUAUCAUACCAAACCAAGUGCCGUUGGUAUCAAGAGAUUCUUUCAUCGAGUUUUUAGUAUUCCACCAUAUGGUGGGAGUGAACUACUUUACAAUAUAUGACAGUAUGAUAUCCGAAGAUAUAAUUAGAAGACUGAACCUACUGCCACCUGACAUCACUCAGUGGAACAUACAAUUCUUCCCUCUUAACUAUCCAUUUGUAUUUGCUAAGUCAUACAACAUUGUAAGGAAUGCUAUAGAGCUGAUUGUCUAUUCAGACACUUUAGAAUAG